This is a messenger RNA of Chilo suppressalis (striped riceborer), 1131 nucleotides long. The record is from the annotation of a GenBank genome assembly. NCBI's taxonomy places the organism in Eukaryota, Metazoa, Arthropoda, Insecta, Lepidoptera, Crambidae.
AUGGCAACAGUAUUAGCGAUGAGUACCACUACAUCACCGAAGAGUACUCUGGCCAAACUGGUCCUAGGUCCGAAGCCAAAACCAUUCAAGGUCAUGGUUCUUGGUCAAUCUGGAAUUGGCAAAUCAGCUUUGGUCGUCCGAUUCAUUACACGCCGGUUUAUUGGCGAAUAUGAUCCCAAUUUGGAGAAAGUGUACACUUUCCAGACGGUUAUCGAUAACGAGAUGGUGUACUUCGAAAUUUUGGACUCCGCUGGCGACUCUCAUGAAAGUGAAUACGCAAACCUGGAGAGCAACAUCCGCUGGGCGGAGGCAUUUAUUCUGAUGUACUCGGUGACCGACAAGUGCUCCUUCGACGAAUGUCAUCGGCUGAAAUUCCUCAUCAACUAUAACAAACGGAGGCGGCGACUCACAGCCACGAAGGAUAGUGUAUUGGAGACACCCGUUGUGUUAGUUGGCAACAAAGCUGACCAAGUUGGUGAUCGCAUGGUGUCUACGGAAGAGGGACAGCGCCGCAGCCAGGAGAUAGGAUGCGUCUGUUUCCACGAGAUCUCCGUCAGAGAGAGCAUCGAACAGGUGUGGAGUGUGUUCCGCGACACGCGUCGGUUCUGGCGCGUGAGCAGUAAAUGGACGCGCGGUCGCGCUGACUCCUCGGCCGACGUGCAUCCGACAGCGCUGGGCCGGCCGCUCUCCCGCGCUGCCUCCGAUUCUACUCCCGAGGAGGGAGUCACUUGCAACACAGCCGGUACCCCUUUCUGUCGCCGCUGGACCGAAGUAGAUUUGGACGAGGAGGAGGAGGAGGUGAGCGUGGGCCGCAGCGACUCGACCUCAUCGUCGGGGCGGUCGGAGGGCGCGGAGGAAUUCCGGCCGCGCGCCAGCACCGACUCGCGUUUGCCGCCACUGCCCGCGCGCCUUCGCCAUCCGCACCUCGCGCGCCCCCAUCCCACGCACCUCAGGAGGAUGAGCGUGGCCAUGAAGGGCAACAAUGGUAGCACUUUAGGCUUUGUACAAGCACAUGUCAAAGUCGAAAGCUACGCCAUUGGCCCGCCUUAUGGGUCUCACCCGGUGGGUUUGACCGCGAAGAUGACGAUGUGUGAAGACGCAGGAAGGGUGGGACCGCUCCAUUCAAAAUGA